Priapulus caudatus is the source of this 1056-nucleotide messenger RNA. RefSeq lists its product as uncharacterized. The coding region runs from base 1 to 1056 and encodes 351 amino acids. The transcript has a single exon. The record is from RefSeq and is a predicted model, not a curated record. Lineage: Eukaryota; Metazoa; Priapulida; Priapulimorpha; Priapulimorphida; Priapulidae.
AUGUUCCACCAAGUUCGGGUGCCACUGGAGGACCAAGAUAUGUUGAGGUUCCUGUGGUGGCCCGAAGGUAACGUCAAUGGUGAGCUUUCUGUGUACCGUAUGAAGGUGCAUAUUUUCGGCGCGACAUCGUCGCCGAGUUGCGCGAGCUAUGCGGUUAAGAGGACGGCAGAGGACAACAAGGAUUCUUACCCCGCUGAGGUUAUUCAGACAAUCAAGAAGAAUAUUUACGUGGACGACUGUUUAAAAGCGGUACCGAAUGACGAGAAAGCAAUAAGCUUGGCCAAAGAUUUGCGCGCGGUAUGCGACGACGGAGGAUUCAAACUAACUAAGUGGGGAAGUAAUAGUAGACCCGUGCUGCAGACAAUACCGGAGGAGGAUUUAGCGAAGGAUGUGAAGGGAAUCGAUUUAGAGCGGGGUAGUCUGCCUAUAGAACGAGUUUUAGGUGUCGAAUGGCUGAUGGAGUCGGAUACUUUUAGGUUCAGAAUAGUGGUCAAGGAUAAGCCAGCCACCAGACGAGGGCUUCUGUCCAUUGUAAGUUCUAUCUUCGAUCCCCUCGGAUUCGUGGCACCAUUCGUACUCACAGCCAAGGUGCUUCUGCAGGAACUCUGCGACAUGAAGCUCGGCUGGGACGAGGACAUUCCUCCGGGUCAGAAGGCCAGGUGGCUAGUUUGGCUCAAGGAUCUUCCUAAGUUGGUCAAACUUCGCGUGCAGCGAUGUUAUAAGCCAGCGGGCUUCGGCGCUAUAAAAUCGGCCAAGAUUCAUCACUUUGCCGACGCGAGUGAGGUGGGUUACGGAUCGGUAUCUUACCUGCGCCUAACCAAUGGCGACGGUAGGGUUCAUUGCGCUUUCUUGAUGGGAAAGGCCCGAGUAUCUCUGCUGAAACGCGUUACGAUACCAAGACUCGAGUUGACGGCGGCUACCGUGUCCGCGAACUACCAGUAUGCCUCAAUCUCAGUUCAGGUGGCAGACCAACGAUAUGCUGCAGUGCAACAUGAACCAAAACAAUUUCUCCCACUCCAAACCAGAGUCAUACAACAACAAGGAACCAUACCCUGA